This is a messenger RNA of Caenorhabditis sp. 36 PRJEB53466, 1057 nucleotides long. Lineage: Eukaryota; Metazoa; Nematoda; Chromadorea; Rhabditida; Rhabditidae. The record is from the annotation of a GenBank genome assembly.
AUGGAUAUUUAUAAAAGUGUCUGGGUGGCCAGAGAAAAGAUCAUAGCGAGCAUCCAUUUGACCAUCAUGAAUACCCACUUCCUUCUCCUUGCUGUUCUCUUUGCCGGAGCUGAAAUGUGCUCUGAUGCCGGCUCAAAGUGAGUUUAUUGUCUGAAAACUUUGCUUUCAUGUAACUUGAUUUUCAGCUGUAAGAACUGGGUCGCUAAUGGCUUCUGUACCAACAGCGCUUACACAUCCGCUCAAAUUCUGUAUUACUGUGGAGAAUCAUGUGGUCUCUGCUCGUCUUCAUCUUCCUCGUCUUCUUCCACCACCACUGCUUCUUCCUCUUCGUCGUGUACUGAUUCCGUGUCGACAUGCGCUUCCUGGGCUGCCAACGGAUUCUGUACUUCAUCCUUCUACACAACUGCCAUCAAAACUCAAUACUGUGCUUCUACCUGCUCACUGUGUUCAUCUUCUUCGUCGUCUUCAUCUUCGUCUUCAUCUACUUCUGCUGCUACGACGACUGCUUCCACUUCCACUGCUGCCACUACCACUGCCAGUACCGACACCACGACGGCCAACACGGAAUCCACCACUUCUUCUGACUCCUCUUCCACCACUGAUUCGUCAUCGUCCUCUUCUUCUUCUUCUUCAGCUACCACUUCUGCUUCUUCUUCAUCUUCUUCUUCCACUGCAGCCACCACCACGGCUACCUGUGCCGAUUCUGUUUCCACGUAAGUCGCUGCUUUCCUCUCAUCCAGCCAAUCUUUGCCUUCAGAUGUACUUCCUGGGCGGCUAACGGCUUCUGCACGUCUUCAUUCUACACCACUGCUAUCAAGACUCAAUAUUGUGCCAGUACCUGCUCUUUGUGCUCUUCUUCCUCCUCUUCAUCCAGCACAACUUCAUCUUCUUCGUGCUCUGACUCGGCUUCUGCGUAAGUUCAAGAUAAUGUUUAUGUCGAAAAUGCGACGAAAAUUACAGGUGCUCUUCCUGGGCUGCCAAUGGAUACUGUACCAACAGCUUCUACACUGACACUCAACGCAAAGCCUACUGUGCCAAGACUUGCGGACUUUGCUAA